GUACUUAUAAGCAUUUCAUAUUUUGAAAGUGAAGUCGAGCAAAUAAAAAUGCUAAAUCAUUAACAUUCAGCAGUACUCCCUUGUCCAUAUGCAUAAAUUGAAAUGUCCAAGUUGCAAAUGAACUAAAGAAUUCUCAAGCAGCAUAGACUAAACCAAGUCUUCUUCUUCCUCCUCCUUUGCACAUCAAAACACAAUGAAAAUCAGAGAAAACACAAACACUCACAUGACAAUACCAUUUUACCAUUAUCUAACCAUCUUCUUAAUCCUGAGCCAUGCACGCUCUGAGACUCAGAUGCACGAACAAGAACUUGCAGUCCUACUGAAGAUAAAGCAGCACCUUCAGAAUCCUUCAUUCCUCAGUCACUGGACCCCUUCAAACACUUCUCACAGUCACUGUUUUUGGCCAGAGAUCACAUGCACCAGUGGCUCUGUCACUGGAUUGGCUCUGGGCAACAGAAACAUCUCUCAAACACUACCACCUUUCAUGUGUGACCUCAAGAAUCUGACACAUGUUGAUUUCAGAAACAAUUCCAUUCCGGGGAAGUUUCCAACAUUUCUCUACAAUUGUUCCAAGCUGGUGUACCUGGACCUCGAAAUGAAUGAUAUUCAUGGUAGCAUUCCUGAUGACGUAGACAACUUGGUUAACUUGCUGCAUCUUAACCUUGGUUCCACAAGCUUAAGUGGUGAUAUUCCUACUAGCAUUGGAAGGUUAAAGCAACUGAUAUUUCUUCAACUUCAGUAUUGUCUAUUCAAUGGAACCUUCCCUGCUGAGAAUAUCAGCAACUUGUUCAAUCUUGAAUUCUUGGAUAUGUCCUCUAACUUGGAUCUCCCUCCUUCAAAGUUACCAUCAAGCCUGACCAGGUUGAAAAAACUGAAGUUCUUUCACAUGUACAGUUCCAACUUGUUUGGGGAAAUCCCUGAAACCAUUGGAGAAAUGGUGGCCUUGGAGAACUUGGAUAUAUCACGAAGCAAUCUCACUGGACACAUUCCUAAAGGCUUGUUCAUGCUGAAGAAUUUGAGCAUUCUGUACCUUUUCAAGAACAGUCUCUCUGGGGAGAUACCUGAUGUGGUUGAAGCAUUGAAUUUGACCGAACUUGAUCUUGCAGAGAACAAUCUUGCAGGGAAAAUACCUCAUGAUUUUGGGAAGCUCCAAAACUUAACAUGGUUGAGUUUGUCUCUCAAUAACUUGUCAGGGGAGAUACCGCAAAGCAUAGGCCGUCUUCCAUCUCUUGAACAUUUUCGUGUCAUAUUCAAUAACUUGUCAGGUAUUCUUCCUCCUGAUUUUGGUCGCUACUCAAAGCUUAAAUCAUUUUUGGUUGCAUCUAAUAGUUUUAGUGGAAGUCUCCCAGAGAACUUAUGCUAUCAGGGUCAGUUACUUAAUUUAUCUGCUUAUGAAAAUUAUCUGAGUGGAGAGUUGCCACAAUCACUAGGCCAGUGUAGUAGCCUGGUGGAUUUAAAAAUUUAUAGUAAUGGGUUUUCUGGUAGCAUUCCUAGUGGUCUUUGGACUUUCAGUUUGUCAACUUUCAUGGUGAGCAAUAAUAAGUUCACUGGUGAGCUUCCUGAGAGAUUGUCCUCAAGUGUCUCACGCUUGGAGAUUAGUCACAAUCAGUUUUAUGGUAGGAUUCCAACUGGGGUAUCUUCAUGGACUAAUGUGGUAGUGUUUGAUGCCAGUAAGAACUACCUUAAUGGGAGUUUUCCAAAAGAGUUAACAGGUCUUCCCAAGUUAACAACUCUAUUGCUAGAUCAGAACCAAAUCACAGGACCACUUCCAUCAGAUAUAAUAUCAUGGAAGUCUCUAGUCACUCUAAAUUUGAGCCACAACCAACUCUCUGGACCAAUCCCAGAUGCAAUUGGUUUGUUACCUGUCCUUAGUCAACUUGACCUAUCAGAAAACCAAUUUUCAGGCCAAGUUCCUUCUGUACUUCCUAGACUCACCAAUCUCAAUCUAUCCUCUAACCAUUUGUCAGGGAGGGUUCCAAGUGAAUUUGAAAUUUCUGUGUAUUCGACAAGCUUUUUAAACAAUUCUGGCCUAUGUGCUGAUACCCCAACACUGAACCUUAGGCUGUGCAAUGUUGCCUUUGCAAGGCCAACCAAAGGCUCUUCUUGGUCUCUUGCUUUGAUUUUGUGCCUGGUGGCAGUAGCCGUGUUACUGGCUUUGUCAAUACCACUCUUGAUCAUCAAACUUUACAGAAGAAGGAAACAAGGAUUGGAUAACUCAUGGAAGCUCAUUUCCUUUCAAAGUCUGAGUUUCACUGAAUCAAACAUUUUGUCAUCAUUGGUAGAACAUAAUGUUAUUGGAAGUGGUGGAUUUGGCACGGUAUACCGCGUCCCCGUUGAUGAUUUAGGCUAUGUUGCUGUUAAAAGGAUCUCCAGUAACAGAAAGUUAGACCAAAAGUUAGAGAAUUCAUUUCGUGCAGAAGUUAAAAUAUUGAGCAACAUUCGUCAUAAAAACAUUGUGAAAUUGAUGUGUUGUAUCUCCAAUGAUGAUUCUAUGCUCCUUGUUUAUGAGUAUUUGGAAAACCGUAGCCUAGAUAGGUGGCUGCACAAUAAGAGCAAGUCAUCAUCUGUGUCGGGUUCAGUCCAUAAUUUUGUGCUUGAUUGGCCAAAGAGAUUGCAAAUAGCCAUUGGGGUUGCUCAUGGCUUGUGCUACAUGCACCAUGAUUGUUCACCACCUAUUGUCCAUCGAGAUGUGAAAACAAGCAACAUUCUUUUGGAUGCUCAAUUCAAUGCAAAAAUUGCUGAUUUUGGUCUGGCUAGGAUGUUAAUGAAACCAGGGGAACUUGCUACCAUGUCAUCAGUUAUUGGCUCAUUUGGCUACAUGGCUCCAGAAUAUGUUCAAACAACACGAGUGAGUGAGAAGAUUGAUGUAUUCAGCUUUGGGGUUGUACUAUUGGAGCUGACAACUGGUAAAGAGGCUAAUUAUGGUGAUGAGCACUCAUCUCUUGCUGAGUGGGCAUGGCGCCACAUAAUUGUUGGAAGCGAAAUAGAAGAGCUGCUAGACUAUGAGUUCAUGGAUCCAAGUUACAAGAAUGAAAUGUGCUGUGUUUUCAAACUUGGGGUCUUGUGCACUUCAACACUUCCUACUAAUAGGCCUUCCAUGAAGGAGGUGCUACACAUAUUGCUCAGCUGUGGAGAAGGAUUUGUGUUUGGAGAGGGGAGUGUUAGGCAAUAUGAAGGUGCUCCCCUUCUUAAGAACUCAAAAUGAGAGAGUAAGUUGUAUUAUGUUGAUAAUGAUAGUGACUAGUGAUAGUCCUCAUCAAAACUUGGAACAAACCAUUCAAGUUCCUAGAGGGAAGAAAGGGGAAUCGAGCACUAGUAGUAUAAAACAUGGUUUUGAAGGCAGUGUUCAGUGUUGUGAUGAUGAGACCCUCUUUCUUUUUUCGAUAGAAGAUGCUUAUUACGCUCUCUCUAACACUAUUUUCAACACUCUUUUACUAUUAGUCAAAAUUUAUUAGAAUUUAUUAAAAUGUGUGAUUUCUAAUUAAUUUUGACUAAUAAUAAAGAAAGUGUCAUGACAUUCCUUUUUCAGUAAUAUUAUAGCUCAAGUAGACUGGUAAAAUUGCAACAUAAUGUCUACUUGUUCUUGUUUUUUUAGUAUAUGUCAGUUAUUUGAGUUUAAUAGAUAUGAAACAGGUAUUAUACCGUAAA
This is a messenger RNA of Cajanus cajan (pigeon pea), 3648 nucleotides long. RefSeq lists its product as uncharacterized. Lineage: Eukaryota; Viridiplantae; Streptophyta; Magnoliopsida; Fabales; Fabaceae. The record is from RefSeq and is a predicted model, not a curated record. Gene Ontology annotation, molecular function: protein binding; ATP binding; protein kinase activity. Gene Ontology annotation, biological process: protein phosphorylation.